Messenger RNA from Aethina tumida (small hive beetle), 1116 nucleotides. RefSeq names its product V-type proton ATPase subunit E (gene Vha26). Gene Ontology annotation, molecular function: proton-transporting ATPase activity, rotational mechanism. Gene Ontology annotation, cellular component: proton-transporting two-sector ATPase complex, catalytic domain. The record is from RefSeq and is a predicted model, not a curated record. Gene Ontology annotation, biological process: proton transmembrane transport. Bases 120 to 800 code for a protein of 226 amino acids. The transcript has 4 exons. NCBI's taxonomy places the organism in Eukaryota, Metazoa, Arthropoda, Insecta, Coleoptera, Nitidulidae.
AUAUGAUCAAUCAUCUACUGUAUUUUCACAACCUGAGUAUUCGUUCCUCGAGCAAGGCGUUGUCAUCAUAAAAAACAAUUUGUUUCAAUUUGUAGUGCAAAAAAACAAAAGAAGUCAAAAUGUCUUUAAGCGACGCCGAUGUACAAAAACAAAUUAAGCACAUGAUGGCUUUCAUUGAGCAAGAAGCCAAUGAAAAGGCCGAAGAAAUUGAUGCCAAGGCAGAAGAGGAAUUCAACAUUGAGAAGGGACGUCUGGUUCAACAACAGAGGUUAAAAAUCAUGGAGUACUAUGAGAAAAAGGAGAAACAAGUGGAAUUGCAAAAGAAAAUUCAGUCAUCCAACAUGUUGAAUCAAGCCCGUCUCAAGGUACUCAAAGUUCGUGAAGAUCAUGUACGCGCUGUUCUGGAAGAAGCCCGCAAACGUUUGGGUGAAGUCACCGCAGACCAAGGGAAAUACUCUCAAAUUCUGGAGUCCUUGAUUUUGCAGGCUCUGUACCAGCUUUUCGAGAAAAACGUUUUGGUAAGAGUGAGGCCCCAGGACCGUCAAUUAGUACAAUCCCUUUUGCCUACUGUCGCCACCAAGUACCGUGACGCCACCGGCAAGGAAGUGAUACUGAAAAUCGAUGAAGACACGCAGCUCUCGCAAGAAACUACCGGCGGCAUUGAACUGCUCGCACAGAAUAACAAGAUUAAGAUCAGCAACACCUUGGAAGCUCGUUUGGACCUGAUCGCCCAACAGCUGGUGCCACAAGUUCGUACAGCCUUGUUCGGACGUAACGUGAACCGCAAAUUCACCGACUAAAUAAAUCAUUGUUUAUCACAAAAUCCUGUAUUGUUAGCAAAUGUUAAGAUUUAACCUGUGGUUAAUUCAUACAUUUUCUUGUAAUUAGUAUUAUAUUACAGCUUGAGAAUUCCAUGUUUUUCUCCACAACACUUGUAUUUAAAAACGAAAAUUUGUAAAUAGAUGUCCAAUAUUCCAUUUUAAUAUAGUUAUGUUUGUAGAUUUCAAAUAUUGUACCAUUUUAUUAGAUUGGUAGGGGUAAGUUUUGUUUCAAGAAACAUAUAUUGUCACAUUAAAUUGUAUACAUCGUGUUAAAAUAAAGCGAUAUAAAAUUGUA